Messenger RNA from Cicer arietinum (chickpea), 1296 nucleotides. Its product is annotated as protein MRG1. Gene Ontology annotation, biological process: chromatin organization; regulation of DNA-templated transcription. NCBI's taxonomy places the organism in Eukaryota, Viridiplantae, Streptophyta, Magnoliopsida, Fabales, Fabaceae. Gene Ontology annotation, cellular component: histone acetyltransferase complex; nucleus. The record is from RefSeq and is a predicted model, not a curated record.
CAUUUGUGUGAAAAACAAAACCCCAGAAAAAAAAAGAAAAAAAAAUCCCCCAAAACAAGCUUAUGAAAAAUUGAAUAUUGAAUCUCAGUCCGAAUAAUCUCUGGUUUUCUCGAACAGUGUUGUUUUCCGCUUCCCGCCUACUUACAUUUUCCUAUCUUUCACUCCAACUCCACCAUGGGAAACUCCUCCAAAGAUGAUUCCGCCAACUCCGGUGACGCUUCUCCCGGCGACGUUCCUCCUUCUGAUACCAGCACCUACUCUGAGGGCGAAAAAGUCCUCGCAUAUCAUGGUCCUCGCAUCUACGAAGCAAAGGUGCAAAAGGCUGAGAUAAGAAAGAAUGAAUGGAGAUACUUUGUUCACUACCUCGGCUGGAAUAAAAAUUGGGACGAAUGGGUAGGUGAGAGCCGUUUAAUGAAGCUUACUGAAGAGAAUGUCGUGAAACAGCGGUCUGUAGACAAAAAGCAAGGUGCAGACAAGAAUGUUAAAUCUGGACGUUCAAAUCAAGCAAAGGCCAAAAGUUCUACAGAUGCCAAAGUUGAUAAAGAAGACGUCAAGAAUAAUGUGUCAAAAGGAAAAAAGCGAAAGAUUGAUUCAGGAGUUGAGAAGGGCAGUGGGACUGUUGAAAAGCAUGUUAAGAUUCAAAUUCCUGCACCGUUAAAGAAACAACUUGUUGAUGACUGGGACUUUAUUAAUCAGCAAGAUAAGCUUGUUAAACUUCCUCGUUCACCAACUGUUGAUGAAAUUCUGACAAAGUACCUUGACUACAAGUCAAAGAAAGACAGCACGGGGGCUGAUUCAACAGGAGAAGUUUUGAAAGGAAUAAGGUGUUAUUUUGAUAAAGCAUUGCCUAUGAUGCUCUUAUAUAAAAAGGAACGCAAACAAUGUAGUGAAGCAGUUGUGGACAAUAUUUCUCCAUCAACCAUAUACGGGGCUGAACAUUUACUUCGCCUCUUUGUUAAGUUACCCGAGCUUUUGGCGUAUGUGAACAUUGAAGAGGAAACAUUAAAUCGAUUGCAGCAGAAAUUACUUGACUUUCUCAAGUUUUUGCAGAAAAAUCAAAACACUUUUUUUCUUUCAGCAUAUGAUGGGACAAAAGUCUCAGAAGGAAAAGGCAAGGGGAGAGAUGAAUGAGAGACAAUGUUGAUUCUUAGUCUUCCUCAUAUGUUGUAUUCUUAAUGAUUGACAUCUAUCUUUCCCUUGAAAAUUUGAGUCGGGAACGCUGUUGUUGUAAAAAUAAUAACUCAUUCAUUCUUUAAUUUUUGAAGUUUUUACACAAUAUUUACCAAUUGAAACAUA